Mus musculus (house mouse) is the source of this 3961-nucleotide messenger RNA. RefSeq names its product Fc receptor, IgE, low affinity II, alpha polypeptide (gene Fcer2a). The record is from RefSeq and is a predicted model, not a curated record. Gene Ontology annotation, cellular component: extracellular region; plasma membrane. NCBI's taxonomy places the organism in Eukaryota, Metazoa, Chordata, Mammalia, Rodentia, Muridae. Gene Ontology annotation, molecular function: protease binding; low-affinity IgE receptor activity; IgE binding. Gene Ontology annotation, biological process: Fc-gamma receptor signaling pathway involved in phagocytosis; B cell antigen processing and presentation; Fc receptor-mediated immune complex endocytosis. Bases 424 to 1431 code for a protein of 335 amino acids. The transcript has 10 exons.
AGUUGGGAAUCAGAACCGACUAGAAAAAAGAGCAUCCCUCUAGAGUUGAGACUUGGGGACCCAGCGGUGCAAGAGAAAAGGGUGGGUCUCAGCUUCUAGCUCUAAGUCUGUCUCUCUGGAAAUGACCUGGACUGAAGUCAGACCCAUUGUUUGCUGGAGUGUGGACAGACUCUAGCUGGAUAGGCAAAAGUCCAGAGAGGCAGACUCAGAGAUACGCAGAUGAGACAUACAUAGACCGAGCUAAGGAGAAUUGAUGGACACGCACCAUACAGGUAGACACAGUGAUAGACAGUUUGCACGUACAGAAAAAGAAGGAAGGCUGGGCCCAUUGAGACCCUCUGCUUCUGGCAGGGCUCUAAACAUGUUCCUGGGGUGUUGAGACUGAGUGAUGGGGAAACAGUUAGGGGUGGAGCCCAUACCCGCAUGUGCCCAUCAAUAUUCUCCAUGCUACCAACAGGAUACUGGGAACCUCCUAGAAAGCGUUGCUGCUGUGCAAGACGUGGGACACAGCUCAUGUUGGUGGGGCUGCUGAGCACAGCAAUGUGGGCUGGCCUGCUGGCCCUGCUUCUUCUGUGGCACUGGGAAACGGAGAAGAAUCUAAAACAGCUGGGAGACACUGCAAUUCAGAAUGUCUCUCAUGUUACCAAGGACUUACAAAAAUUCCAGAGUAAUCAAUUGGCCCAGAAGUCCCAGGUUGUUCAGAUGUCACAAAACUUGCAAGAACUCCAAGCUGAACAGAAGCAAAUGAAAGCUCAGGACUCUCGGCUCUCCCAGAACCUGACCGGACUCCAGGAGGAUCUAAGGAACGCCCAAUCCCAGAACUCAAAACUCUCCCAGAACCUGAACAGACUCCAAGACGAUCUAGUCAACAUCAAAUCCCUGGGCUUGAAUGAGAAGCGCACAGCCUCCGAUUCUCUAGAGAAACUCCAGGAAGAGGUGGCAAAGCUGUGGAUAGAGAUACUGAUUUCAAAGGGAACUGCAUGCAACAUAUGUCCCAAGAACUGGCUCCAUUUCCAACAGAAGUGCUACUAUUUUGGCAAGGGCUCCAAGCAGUGGAUCCAGGCCAGGUUCGCCUGCAGUGACCUGCAAGGGCGACUAGUCAGCAUCCACAGCCAAAAGGAACAGGACUUCCUGAUGCAACACAUCAACAAGAAGGAUUCCUGGAUUGGCCUCCAGGAUCUCAAUAUGGAGGGAGAGUUUGUAUGGUCGGACGGGAGCCCUGUGGGUUAUAGCAACUGGAAUCCAGGGGAGCCCAAUAACGGGGGCCAGGGUGAGGACUGUGUGAUGAUGCGGGGAUCCGGCCAGUGGAACGACGCCUUCUGCCGCAGCUACUUGGAUGCAUGGGUGUGUGAGCAGCUGGCAACAUGUGAGAUAUCUGCCCCCUUAGCCUCUGUGACUCCAACAAGGCCCACCCCAAAAAGUGAACCCUGACAAACUUCUGCUCACACUCUUCUGGAUUUCUCCUCUACCUUUAUCGUGGAAACAGCUGGGCCCUGAGGAUACCCCUAUCAGGGCCCAGGGCCCUCUCUGUGACCGAAGGCUUUGAUUAUGUUCCCACCCAUACUGAAGCAGCUGGUGGAUGCCAGCUCCUGCCAGCUACCCAGAAACCCUCUCCAGCUCUCCAGCUAAGCUGGCCAUCCCAUUCCAUCUGCCUUCCUCAAACCUGGGCCCCAGCCUUGCUAGCUCCCUGACUACGGGCAUGCAUGUGGGCAGCUGAGCCAACCAGGGAGCUGCUGAGAACAAAGAUUUCGAAGGCUUCUUUUGCAGUCCCCACCUCCUAUCAAGUUCCCCACUUUCUCCCCCUCGGCAUCAGAGAACAGGGGUUCCCUUUCCCCAGGAUCUGGGAUGAGUCCUCCCAUCAAGUUUGCAUCAGUGGUCCCAGCACUCCGACCCUCCUUGGAGGCUGCACCAGGUGUGCUCCUGGUGCGGGAGGUAUUGAAGGAACUCUAAACAGCUCCAGCAAGGCGAGCCUGGCUCUGUCUGGUAGGCCUGGCCCUUCUCUCCCAUUCCUUCUACCUUACUAAAAGCUGUUAGAGAACAGUCCUAAAGCUAGCCCCCAAGGUCUAUUCCCUUAUUUGGCCACUUCCUCCUCCUGAGGCUGACUACAAGGUCCAGCUAUCCAAGUACUGAAGUCUAACAUCAAAAGCCCCCUUUGUCUCACCUAAGUAGCAAUGCCCAAUCAAAAUACACCAUCACAUCAUAGCCCAGUCUAACAGACCGCCCUUUUUCUCUUCAUAAAAUUACACCUGCAACCAGGCGUAGUGGUGCAGGCCUUUAGUCCCAGCACUUGGGAGGCAGAGACAAGCGAAUUUCUGAGUUCGAGGCCAGCCUGGUCUACAAAGUGAGUUCCAGGACAGCCAGGGCUACACAGAGAAACCCUGUCUCGAAGAAAGAAAAAAAAAAAAAAUUACACCUGCAAGGUCACUUGCAGGCUGCUGUUUUUCUGCCUGAGUCAGAGGGCAGCCACUUAACUUUUCUUCCCUGCUUAAUAAAGGAUCUCUGUGAAAAAUAGGUGUUUGGGUGAGGUUUGUGGCUAAUCCAGGGUCCAGGAGGGAACAGUCGCUGUGCGGGAGAGGUUUAGCUAAACCUUCAGGUUUAGCUGACAGUUUCAGAGACUUGCUGCCCAAGGCUCUCUUUGCGAAUGAUGCACAGCUGAUAUGGGAUUUACACUCUCCGUAUCUUGGUUAUUUCUUUUCCUAUAUCCUUACAAUAACAUGCUAGGCAGGGGUGGGAGUGAGGCACAGAAGCGUGGGAUCCCCAGCUAGGAAUGUGGGUGCUUGCUCAUAAGCCAAGUGCGCUUGGAUGCUGUGGCUUACGCCAGCCUGGACAAUUCAGGGAGUCCCGAAUAAAGGUGAGAGGGCCAGCGAUGACCUGAGUCGAAUCCCCAAGUCUCCCGAGUCUGCAUGGUGGAAAGAAAGUCCUAAAAGUUGUCCUCUUUAGGUGUCUGCAACCCCACACACUGACAUACAUAAACACAUUUUUUUAAAGAUGUUUAAGGUUGGGUGCAACUGAGGAAGACAUCUCACAUCAAUCUCUGGCUCUACAUGCACACACAAAAUAAACAUUUUUAGAAAUAAGGUGGAGGGCUAGAGGGCCAUGGCUCAGCAGUUAACAGCACACUGCUCUUUCUUAGGAUGGGGGGGGUGGGUGUCAGAUGGCAACCCUCAUACCAGAUGGCUCACAGCUACCUACAAAAGCUCUAAAUCUGAUGCCCCCUUCUGACCUCCGGUCACCUGUGUUUAAGUUCACAAACGUACACACAGACACACACACACACACACACACAUAAACAGUCUUAAACAAUAAUAAUAGCCAAGGGUGGUGGUGCUCAAGUUUAAUCUCAGCACUAGGGAGGUAGACCUCUUGAGUAUAGGGCCAGCCUGGUCUACAUAGUGCGCUCCAGGUCAGCCAGGAAAACAUAAUUCAGACUCUGCGUAAAAUAGUAAAUGUGAUAAGCCACUAAGUUAAACACUCAACCUCAUGCAGAGUCAGAAGGGUUGGGAUUCACAGUCACCCUUAAAUAUACAGCAAGGCUGAAGCCAGCCUGGGCGGCCGGAACCCUGUCUCAGAACAAACUUUGUAAAUAUUAACCUUAAAACCCUCAAGUUUCCAGAUGGUUCUGGGCUCUUCCCCCUUUGAGAGGCUGGUGUGCCACUGGUCUCGGUGUGAUCCCUGGGGCACCCAGCAGCUCUCCAGAAUGUACCAAAAACAAAUUCUUAUGCACACCCCAAACCUACAGAAUCUGACUGUAGGGGUGAAACUUACAGUUCUGUUCUGUUCUGAAACCAGCUGAGUUUCUUGGUCCCUCGGGUGACUCUGAUGCCCUGAAAUAAGAGUCCCAGGGAGACCUCUGAGAAAGGGGCUGGAAUACACACUUCUGGUCCAGGAGGUAUAGGGGUGGACCAGUGAUCCUGCAUGUGGGACGAGGAUGGUGACGUUGGUGUUGCUGCUGGUAGUGAUA